Molecule: messenger RNA, 281 nt
Organism: Opisthorchis viverrini
Lineage: Eukaryota; Metazoa; Platyhelminthes; Trematoda; Opisthorchiida; Opisthorchiidae
Exons: 2
Source: RefSeq, a predicted model, not a curated record
AUGCGCGACGAUUCUAAUUUUUCGAAGGAUGCUUAUUCGGAUAUUCAAUCACCCGACGUUGAACCUCACACUGGAUGGUUAAAAAAGCUAGGAGGGAAGUUCAAAACAUGGCGGAAAAGGUUCUUCGUUAUUCAAGGCAGGAGCAUGUACUACUACACAAACCCAGAAGAAUUACGGUUGCUGGGAGAAUUCUCAAUUGAGAAUAUACAAAUCGACAUCCCAGAUUCCACUGACAACGAAUUUGGGGGAGAGAGUAAAGGAUAUAUAUUCAUCCUUAAGCC